Ruditapes philippinarum (Manila clam) is the source of this 5458-nucleotide messenger RNA. RefSeq lists its product as uncharacterized. The record is from RefSeq and is a predicted model, not a curated record. The coding region runs from base 657 to 4532 and encodes 1291 amino acids. The transcript has 5 exons. Lineage: Eukaryota; Metazoa; Mollusca; Bivalvia; Venerida; Veneridae.
AAAGUCACGUGUUUACUUCCUUUAUUUAAACUCAGAGAAAAGUAGUUAUUUGUGUGUUUCUUUAGAACGGAGUUUUAUGUUCGAUAAAGUUUCCAUUAAAUAUCCAAAGAAAUUAUAAGGAUAUAUGGUAACUUUAGACAUUUCAUUUGAUAUUGUGAGGUUUAAGGCUUAGAGAGUAUAUUGCACAGGCUAUGCAUGGGCAGGUACGUAUAUUAGUAAUUAAUAUCUGUACCUGGCAUGGGUGACUUAUGACGGAUUUUUCGUCGGGUAUAUUUUUCGGAGGAUUUUUUACUUUUCUUUAUGGAUAACAAAGUUUACUUUUGUAUUUGAUUUGUUAUAUGAUACAGUCAUAUAGUAUGAUUUUUGUGUAUUUAAAUCAUCUAACAGUUUGAUAUAUAUUUUGUUUAAUUUGAUAAAUUAACGUUAAUGAUAUUGCACUAUCGACUAUGCACUUAAAGAUUUCCUGUAUGAAUAGGCGGAAUGUCUCCGGUUAAAAGAAGCCUAUAUCUAUAAAUAAACGUAUCAUAUUCACAUGACAGUUACUAAUUUAAUUGCGUUACACUUGCUAUGUAUAAAAUGACAUUCUACGAUCAUGUAUAAGGCCAUAAAUGGAGCUAUAUUUAAUUCUUAAUUACGACAAAAAGGAAACAAUAUAAAUGGACAUAAUCAUGAUGACUCAUAAACAACGUUUAGAGAACCCCUUAUAUAUAAACUGGAUAAGAGGGGCUUUAUGUCUCGGAUAUGCCCACGAGGGUUUAUACGGCUUUGUAAAUGAACUGGCGAUGAAACAACAGAAGGAGCUAGUUGCUAAGGUGAUAUCUACAAACCAUUCGUCUGCUCGCAACGUUCCAAUCGUUUGUUCCCAAUGCACGCUUGAUAAUUUACUUCCACACCAUGCCAGUUGUGGUAAAAUAUGUAUACAGAUGAUAAAAUCUAAAUGUUUGUGUAGUUCAAAACAUGGAAGAAGAAUAUGUCCUAAUGGUAUUUGCAGUUACAUGUACGACCUGAUAGUGGAGCAACACGUUUAUACAGACCCGCUUUGGAAGAAUACGGACCCGGCACUUUGGUGUACACAUUACUGGAGUAUAGCAAAUUGUUUCCAUACAAGUCAAAGUCAGUCAACUUCUGCCAAAGAUACUGACAUAUCUGGACUUCUUGCAAUCAUUACAAAUAAUACAUUCAUCAGGAAUGAGCUAUCCAUCACACUGUAUCCAACCAAUACACAGAGUAACGAUCCGUUUACAAGAGCUCGGGAAGUACGAAAUAAAAUAUUUCACAGUCCAACUCUUGAACUCCAAGAAACUGAAAUGAAGGCAUAUAUUGAUGUAUUUAUAAGUAUGCUUUCGGAUCCAAAGGCAUUUCAUAAUGACAAAGCAGCCAAAAAAGCAAUCAAGAAUCUUACCGAGCUUAAGACAUGCCCUUUAUUUAUUAACAUGAAAGACGAAUUAGAGUUAAGAAACAAUGCUAUACAUGCUUUAGAAGAAAGGAGAGCAGACGCGUUAAGUGAAAUAGAAUUAGCUCAGGUUGAGGCUUUAAGGCAAAUUGAGUCCAGUAUCGACACAAAAAGUGAAUCUGCAACAGAGCAAUUGGAAAAUACACGAGGAGAACUUAAACGUAUGUCAACACAGUUGACAAAGAUACGGAGCUCUCAUAUAAUCGGACAAAGAAAACAACGUGAAACAGAUGAUCGAUUAAAACAUUCUGAGGAGCUUCAACAAGAAAUUAUGGAGAAGAUUAGUCAAAAUCAAGAAGUUAUAAAGGAGCAUAUUGAAACAAUUGAAAAUCGUCAGCUUAUUCAGGAGCAGGUCCACAGUCAAUUAACUCUUCAAGUAAAGGAAUUACAACAGAAAAUAGACGACAUGUCAUCGUCCAAUAGAAAUCUACAGAUUGCAAAAGAGGGACAUGUUGAUUAUACGCAUACUCUGGAAAGGAAAAUAGAUUUACAGACAGAAUUGAUAACCCUGUACCAACAAUAUUAUCUGAAGACUGAUAUAUCACCCCUACUACCCGAGCAAGACAUUGAUGUAGAUGAUAUAUAUGUGCCUCUAAUUAUGGAAAGAGUGUAUAAGCCCGACCAGAAAGUGUCCUGUAAAGGAGAACCUGUUUACUUCUACGAAGAUAUAUUUUUCCAAGAUGAAAACAAAAGAUUUAGAAACAUUUUUAUUACUGCAGACGCCGGUAUUGGUAAAACAACGUUCUGCAGGAAACUUACAUCAACCUGGUGUAAAGUUCAUUCCCGUAGAUGCAGAGAUGAUAUGUUUUCUCUUUUUACAAACAAGUCAAAGUUCAGGACCAGGGAAAAUAUAGAAUCUAGAGAUAGGGAAACAGUAAGUAGAUUUACAUAUCUAUUUUACAUAAGUUUACGGCAUACUGAUAAAGAAAAGACGAUUGAAGAAAUGAUAUGUUCUCAAUUACUUAAUGACAACUCCAAAGAUUUGCUAAGUGUAAUUUUAAGGGAACACUCUGAUAGCUGCCUGAUUCUCUUAGACGGUCUAGAUGAAUGGGAAGCUCCAUACAAGCUACCAAAAUCGCCUUUUAUCACCAGUGGUCUGCCAGAGAAGGAGGUUAAAAUGCCAUAUGUUACACUGUACACAGCAAGGCCUUGGAAAUUAGAAAAGAUACGUCCCAAAACAGGAGAAUGUGAUGUUGAGAUAAAAUUGAUAGGAAUUAAUUCAUCAGAUGCCAAGACACUAGCAAAAACUGUAAUUGAAAGACUUAAUGAUAGUUCAUAUACGUCUGUUGAAGAUGUUGACAGUUUUAUACAGUGUUUGGAUUUGAAAUAUUUCCAAAAUUUAGAGUCAGUUCCUAUUCUUCUCAAACUGUUGGCAUGUCUGUGGCACGAGCAAUAUGGUAUCGGCUCUUCCUUAUGCGGUGUAUAUUCUUCGGUAUUAGAACAGUUAAUUCGAAUUGCCAAAGAGCGAAAUUGUCAUGACGAACAAUUUGAAGCAACUUUGAAAAAACUGCAAUCUAGUCAUACUGCUCGGAAUUUAUUUCCAAAUAAAAACAAUUGUCAAAAUAUGAUACAGUUUCUAAAAAUCCUCGCUAAGUUUGCAUUUAAGGCAUUGUUAGGAGGUGGGGGAAAGACUAAUUUAGUUUUUGAGGGCUCAUUCCUUGCAACAUUUGGAAUAUCUGAUGAAGAAAUGCAAUUUUGUUUGAAAACUGGAAUUCUUUCUCAACGUUUGUUACUCGGUAGGUCCGUUAUAAAUAGAUGCAAAACAGUUACUUUUAUUCAUAAGACCUUUCAGGAAUAUUUUGCUGCUCUGCAUGUGGUUAUUUCGGAAGACAAUGCGGCAGUCGAUACUCUAUUGGAAGUGUGUAAUAAUGUGGAAAAGGUCUUGGAAAUGGGGAAAGUGAUUCAGUUUAUUGGUGGUAUGAGUCCGCAGAUUUUAUACAGAAUCUCGAAGCAUAUUGCAAAUCUCACUGAUAAAGAUACUCGUUUUACAUCAUAUAGAUCUGUGGAUUCAUCAAGGAUUUAUAUUUUGAUGAUACAAGGUUUAUUGUUUUCAAGCAUUAAAGAGUCGGUUGAAUGUCAGAAUACUACGUUACCCAAGUUUAAAUUGAAAGAUGUGCAUCUAUGGGAUGAAACUGUGAAUAAAUAUAUUUUGAACUUUGAUCCUCUAUGUGUAGAAUCAUUAAGCACGAAUUCCGGACUAACAGAUGCAGAAUUAACUCAUAUUUCCAAAACAAAAUCACUAAAGCUUCUAGUUUUUAGUGGUCUUUUUGGGAAAUUUCCGAAAAAAGAGUUCAUAGAUAUACUUAACCGUUCAAGUAGCACAUUGGUUUGUCUUGCAGUAAAAACAGGAAGAAUCGAAAUACCAGAACAUUUCCACCUAUCAAAAUUACAAAAUCUAAGAAAGAUUUCAUUGAACGAUGUCAUGUUAAAUCAUAGUACAAUUACACGGUUACUUACAGACUCGAAUCAUUUGUCUGAAUGUCACGCUCUCUGUGUGAACUGUUUUAAAGACGAAAUAUGUCAGUGCAAUAGUACCAUAGCAACUGAAAUAACUACUUCGGAUUUAGUCAGUACAGAAAUGAAGUAUUUUGACAGCAGAUUUGGAUGUGGUAUGCUUCGUCAUAUAAGCAAGGCAGAUCGUCUAGAGGAACUGCGUGUGUUUAAUCCAAAGGACCCGGAAAUAGUGGGUGAUAUUAUGAGAAUUAUCAAGUCGUGUAAAGAAUUAAAACACAUGCAACUCCAUGGUGUUGGAUCUGAAAUAAUGUCGCUUCCUUUUCCAUCAGACCCGCGAUGUUUGCGCUUUGUUCAACUGAGUGAAAUACGUGCACGGAAGGAAACAAUAUUAGAAUUCAUUAAGGCAGGGCAAAGUGUACAUGAGUCAUGUGUCUUCAAAUUUGAAGAUGUCACAUUAACAUCGGGUCAAAUUGAGGAACUGAAGGAAGAAAUAGGACAAUUAGAUAUAUUUCAAAUAAGUUCAUUUCAGAAACGUUUCAAAGUGAAGGGAUCCUUCAGACGACCUAAGUACAGGAGCUCUUUUGGUUCAGAGUCGGUGUUCUCAAUGAUUCUUGUGAAAAAAUAAAGGAACAUUUAAAAUCUUGCUACAUCCAAAGAAGGAUUGUUUUUAACAUUAGAUGAGAAUUGUAGAUAAUUUGAAAAUUAUCGUUUUUUGGUUUGGGUUUUACGCCACACAUACACAGUUAAGGUCACAAGACACCUUUUAACUUAAGUGGAGAAGAAAACCCUUAGGUGCCCCUCCGUACAUAUUUCAGACACGAGCAUGCCUUUGCACCGACGUUCCGUAAGCUAGCUGGAUAGCUUAUCUUAAGUCUCUGGCGGGUUUCCUUUCUCUGUCGUCACAAUAACUUAACCCCAGAAAAAUGAGCCAAUCAAUGGGCAUUCUCUGGAGUGCGGGUAACUUAUACCUGUACUCCAGUUAAUGCACUCUACAUGUAUAUGUUUACGAUUUAACAUUUUCAACAGAAAGGUCCCAAACUAUGAUACAAUAUUAUUUGUUUAUAGACCAUAUGUAUCGUUAUAAUGGCCACCGGUAACCUUUAACCAUAACCCUGCUAAAUUUCUUAAAUAGUCAAGCUUCAUUUUAGGAACUGUUCAUAAUCAUUUUAGUGAUAUGUAGAUGCAGGAAGCCAAUAGCAACAAGGUUAAUUAGCACGUUAAUGGUUAAAAUUGCCUGAGUAUGUAAUUACAUGUACAAUGUUUAUGUUAUGCGUGAUAAUGAUUUUCUAAGUUGUCAGAAAAAAUAUUACUGUUAAGCCAUAUAAAGAUACAUAUGCAUGAAAACCUAGCAGGUUAUUCUAAACUUUAAAACAAUAUUUGCAAAGGCUGAGCAGUUCCGAUUACAACCCACAUAUUGUUUCGCGAAGUUAAUUAGUAAUUUAAGCUACAAUAUUGUACGUCAAAAAGGUAUUAAUUUUGCGUGCUCUUUUGUUUGAAGAGAAUAAAUAUGUACCAACUGAUUUUAUUAGAUUAAAGUGCAUUUUAAAUUCU